Myodes glareolus (Bank vole) is the source of this 2842-nucleotide messenger RNA. RefSeq names its product DDHD domain containing 1 (gene Ddhd1). Gene Ontology annotation, molecular function: metal ion binding; glycerophospholipase activity. The record is from RefSeq and is a predicted model, not a curated record. Gene Ontology annotation, cellular component: cytoplasm. Lineage: Eukaryota; Metazoa; Chordata; Mammalia; Rodentia; Cricetidae.
GAGGGCCGCGAUGGAGACCCGGUGUGUGGCCCGGCCUCCAGCUCCGGGGAGGAAGACGACGAGGACCGCGCCUGCGGCUUCUGCCCGCGGGCAGCGGGGCCCGAGCCCGAGAUGGAGGAGCUGGUGACCGUCGAGCCGGUGUGCGUGCGCGGAGGCCUCUACGAGGUGGACGUCACUCAAGGAGAGUGCUACCCGGUGUACUGGAACCAAGCUGAUAAAAUACCAGUAAUGCGUGGACAGUGGUUUAUUGAUGGGACUUGGCAGCCUCUAGAAGAAGAAGAAAGUAAUUUAAUUGAGCAAGAACAUCUCAAUUGUUUUAGAGGUCAGCAGAUGCAAGAAAACUUUGAUAUAGAAGUGUCAAAACCCAUAGAUGGAAAAGACGGCAGUGGGAUCAACUAUUCUGCUGUUCAUAGUUUCAAACUGAGUCGGAAUCAUGUGGACUGGCACAGCAUGGAUGAAGUGUAUCUCUACAGCGAUGCAACAACAUCCAAAAUAGCAAGAACCGUUACCCAAAAACUGGGAUUUUCUAAAGCCUCCAGUAGUGGGACCAGACUUCAUAGAGGUUACGUAGAAGAAGCCACGCUAGAAGACAAGCCCUCGCAGACUUCUCAUAUCGUGUUUGUUGUGCAUGGCAUCGGACAGAAGAUGGACCAAGGAAGAAUUAUAAAAAACACAGCCAUGAUGAGAGAGGCUGCAAGAAAAAUAGAAGAAAGGCAUUUUUCCAACCAUGCGACACAUGUUGAGUUCCUGCCUGUUGAGUGGCGGUCAAAGCUUACUCUUGAUGGAGACACUGUUGAUUCCAUUACUCCCGACAAAGUGCGAGGCUUGAGGGACAUGCUGAACAGCAGUGCGAUGGACAUAAUGUACUACACGAGCCCGCUUUACAGGGACGAGCUAGUUAAAGGCCUUCAGCAAGAGCUGAAUCGAUUAUAUUCCCUUUUCUGUUCUCGGAAUCCAGACUUUGAAGAAAAAGGGGGUAAAGUCUCAAUAGUAUCCCAUUCCUUGGGGUGUGUAAUUACUUAUGACAUCAUGACGGGCUGGAACCCAGUUCGACUCUACGAGCAGCUGCUGCAGAAAGAAGAGGAGCUGCCUGACGAGCGGUGGAUGAGCUACGAAGAGCGGCAUCUUCUUGAUGAACUCUAUAUAACGAAGCGACGGCUAAGGGAAAUAGAAGAACGGCUGCAUGGAUUGAAGACGUCGUCCAUAACACAGACACCUGCCUUAAAAUUUAAGGUUGAGAAUUUCUUCUGUAUGGGAUCCCCACUAGCAGUUUUUUUGGCAUUGCGUGGCAUCAGACCAGGAAAUACUGGAAGUCAAGAUCACAUUUUACCUCGAGAGAUUUGUAACCGCUUACUAAAUAUUUUUCAUCCUACAGACCCAGUGGCCUACAGAUUAGAGCCAUUAAUUCUGAAGCACUACAGCAACAUUUCACCGGUCCAGAUCCACUGGUACAACACUUCAAAUCCUUUACCUUAUGAACAUAUGAAGCCAAACUUUCUCAACCCAGCAAAAGAACCUACCUCAGUCUCAGAGAGUGAAAACAUUGCAAAUAUCCCGAGCCCUGUGACCUCCCCGGUGCUGUCACGGCGCCACUAUGGAGAAUCUAUAACUAACAUUGGCAAAGCAAGCAUAUUGGGGGCUGCUAGCAUUGGAAAGGGGCUUGGAGGAAUGUUGUUCUCAAGAUUCGGACGUUCUUCAACAUCACAGCCAUCUGAGACAUCUAAAGACACAGUGGAAGAUGAGAAGAAGCCUGUCGCUUCGCCUGCUACCACCACCGUGGCGACACAGACCCUGCCACACAGCAGCUCGGGCUUCCUCGACUCUGCAUAUUUCAGACUUCAAGAAUCGUUCUUUUAUCUCCCACAACUUCUUUUUCCGGAAAAUGUAAUGCAGAGUAAAGAUGAUAGCCUCGUGGAACUGGAGCACAGAAUUGACUUUGAACUCCGAGAAGGCCUUGUGGAGAGCCGCUAUUGGUCAGCCGUCACGUCCCACACUGCCUACUGGUCAUCCUUGGAUGUUGCUCUUUUUCUUUUAACAUUCAUGUACAAGCACGAGCAUGGUAGCGACACAAAGCCCAGCCUAGAUCCAAUCUGAACUCUUGAAGGAUAUGAAUGGCCCAAGACUUUUUUUUUCUGUUAAACUGUGUCAAGAUAUGGAGAGUUUAAGGUUCCAGUUUAUUUUUAGGGCAAGAAAUACUUUAAUUUAAAAGCACUUUAUUUUCAAAAGAGAACAAAACCACAUUUUUAGUUCUAAAGAAAUUAUUUACUGUUUCUGUAAUUUUGAUUGUGAGUCUAGCAAAGCCCCUGCAAAGAAUCAGCAGGCGUGGGGGGGCGGGGGGCUCCGGUGAGCGGGAAAGCAGCCAUUGCAGUCUAGCUCUCCAGAAGGAGUCUAAUACAAUGUAUCGACCUAAAGAUGCUGUGACUCUAAGGUGGUCAGAGUUGAGUACAUUCUGUGUGAAGACUACAGGGUGGCAUCAAGGUGGCAUUUUGACUUUGUGAAGGCUUCCAUGUCCACAGUUACUUUGAAAGAAGAAUAUAACAAAUUUAAAAUGUUCUAAAUUUAACUUGUUUUUUAAAAAAUAACUAAUGCUAAAAAGCAAUAUUUGAACUACUGUACUUAUAAUUUAUUACCUCUAGUUAUUUCAGCAUAUGAAACAUUACCUUUUCAAUGUUUCUUUUGAGCCACAUUUAUUUUGUAUCGUGUUGAGGCCCUUCUCAGUCCGCCUUUGUACCUUUAGGUGACCAGAUGAUGCUGUGGCGUACUUCCAGGUUUGGGGGGGGCUUUUGUUUGUUUUUGUUUUGUUUUGUUUUAUUUUUCAUUAAAAACAUGGUUUUACACAGUA